Messenger RNA from Gadus morhua (Atlantic cod), 1413 nucleotides. Its product is annotated as myeloid-associated differentiation marker homolog. Lineage: Eukaryota; Metazoa; Chordata; Actinopteri; Gadiformes; Gadidae. Gene Ontology annotation, cellular component: membrane. The record is from RefSeq and is a predicted model, not a curated record. Bases 270 to 1133 code for a protein of 287 amino acids. The transcript is spliced from 2 exons.
CACUACCAAAUUUGGGCAUCGCGGGGCGUGGGGCAUUUUUCUCAGUAACUGUUUCACCCCACUGUUAAAGCAAGUCCUAAUGAACAAGCUUGUAGACACAGAACCCGGACCUUUAUACGUAAAGGUAUAGGUGUACGUUCCAAACUGCCAAGGAUCAACACGACGCACCCACUCGAAACACCCUCCCAAGGCCGCGCAUCGGCCAAUCACGCUCAGCCUUCUCCUACCGCCGUCGCUUCAAACCGGUAACCCCCCCCCCCGCCAGCGCCAUGCCAUUGAUCUUUGUCCCCAUGUCCCAGUUGCUAUGGGCACGCGUGGCCGCACUGCUGUGCACCUGCACGGCGUUCAGCGCGGCCGCCCAUGGCGGCUCCCUCCCCAGCCACGUCAUCACCGACUGGUGCAUCUUCUGCUGGGCCUUCGGCUUCGCCUUCACCCUGCUGGUCCUGCUGGCCGAGGCUUUCGGCUUCCAGGCCCGGGUGCCCGUCUCCUGGAACAACUUCCCCAUCACGGUGGCCUCCUACUCCGCGCACCUCUGCCUCGCCGCCUCCAUCCUCUUCCCGCUGACGUUCCUCCGGGGCCAGACAAACAACAUGUCUAGCGAGGUGAAGGGCCACCGGGUGGCCUCCACCGUCUUCUCCUGCCUGGCCACGCUGGCCUACGUGCUGGAGGUGAGCCUGACCAAGGCCCGGCCCGGGGAGGUGGCGGGCUACAUGGCCACGGCGCCGGGCCUGCUCAAGGUGUGCCAGACGACGGUGGCGUGCGUGAUCUUCAUCUAUGUGAGCAGCCCGGUGACGUACGACUCCCACCCGGCGCUGGAGUGGUGCAUGGCGGUCUACUGCAUCUGUUUCAUCCUGUCCAUGGCCGUGGUGCUGAUGUGUGUCGGCGGCUGCACCGGCUACCUGCCCGUGCCCCUGCCCAAGUUCCUGUCUGUGUACGCGCUGCUGGCGGUGGCCAUGUACCUGACCGCCACUAUCCUGUGGCCCGUGUUCCAGUUUUCCAAGGCGAACCGCAACCGGAACCGGAAUUCCCGCACCGAUCUGAUCGUCGUGGCCGUGCUGACGGCCGUCAACUUCCUGCUGUACCUGGCCGACCUGGCGUACUCUGCCCGCCUGGUGUUUGUCAGUGUUAUUUAAAAGAUGUAUGCAUAAAGUUGGGAGAGCGUGCAACCGUUGACCAAGGCAUGACAAUGUGCUGUUGCACCGUAAGAUAUGCCAAAGCAUCUGAACAUAGGCCUGCAUCGCUCUAUGAGUUGUUCAGAGUUAUACUGAGUCGUGAAACCAACAUUUAAAAGGUCACUGCCAAGCAAUUUGAAUGUCCCUGAUUUCCUGCUUGAAUUUCCCUGAAAUCUGCUUUUGUUAAAUAGUGUUGUUUUAUAUGUGAGCCGUUGCGCAUCAUUUUGAAAGCUCUUUAUUU